Messenger RNA from Penicillium griseofulvum, 573 nucleotides. RefSeq lists its product as uncharacterized. Lineage: Eukaryota; Fungi; Ascomycota; Eurotiomycetes; Eurotiales; Aspergillaceae. Bases 1 to 573 code for a protein of 190 amino acids. The transcript has a single exon. The record is from RefSeq and is a predicted model, not a curated record.
AUGCCGACCACAGUGCAUGAGGUGGCAACCACUCAAUUCCAAUCCAUAUUACAAUCUUGGAUACAACAAGGUGAUGGUAACGGCAACUAUCCGGUCAUGUGUACACUGGGAGCGUCAGUGAGAGGUACGACAGGCAAGACGAAACGUCCAGACUGCUCGUGGGUACCAGCACAUACGGGCCUGUCCACCCAUUACCCGAGCAUCAUAGUAGAAGUCGCAUGGACCGAAACCCGAAAGAAAUUAGAAAAUGAUAUGCAGUGGUGGCUUACAAAGACGGACGGGCAGGUCAACGUUGUACUGUCCGUUACAGUGCAAAGACGCGGGAAGAUCAUCGUUGAAGAAUGGGGCAUCAAACGCAACAGUGUCGUCCCAGUACAAACCAUGCAGAUCGUACGAAAGCCUGCGUCAAACGACCAAAAGGUUGAGGGACAUUUGUCCCUCAACUUCGAAGAUAUACACAGACGUCAGAAAACGCAGGGAAAUACAGACUUUGUGUUAACCCCCGAUGGUCUCGAAAGAAUGGCCAAGGGAAUUUGGAUAGCUCAGGAUCGCAAGCUUGACUCUGGGGUUUAA